This is a messenger RNA of Dunckerocampus dactyliophorus (ringed pipefish), 1536 nucleotides long. RefSeq names its product RAS-like, family 11, member B (gene rasl11b). Lineage: Eukaryota; Metazoa; Chordata; Actinopteri; Syngnathiformes; Syngnathidae. The transcript is spliced from 4 exons. The coding region runs from base 161 to 910 and encodes 249 amino acids. The record is from RefSeq and is a predicted model, not a curated record. Gene Ontology annotation, molecular function: GTP binding; GTPase activity.
GUGCUCUCAGCUUGUGAGCACUGAGCAAUUCAGUGAGUCAACAUUCUUUAGCUCAGUCAAUUUCUGGCUAACGACAAGGAACAAAAGGAUUAAAAACGCUUGUUUAUUCUCUGUUUAAAAUAUUUGGAUUCUACGUUUUAGUCGGAAAAGGAGAAAGAAAAUGCGUCUUAUCCAGAAUAUGUCCACUAUUGCCGAGUGUGCAGCGCCGGAAUACUCGCUUGCAAACCGGGUUAUUAAGAUAGCAGUCAUAGGGGGCAGCGGAGUCGGCAAAACAGCGCUGGUGGUGAGGUUUCUGACAAGGCGCUUUAUUGGAGACUACGAGAGAAAUGCUGGCAACCUGUACUCCAGAGAGGUCCAGGUGGAUGGAGACCAAGUCAGCCUCCAGGUUCAGGACACCCCCGGCGCAGAGUUGACCGACAAUGGCAUCACCCUUCCUGAUCAUGUGACCUGCUCCAUCCAGUGGGCCGACGCCGUGGUGCUGGUGUACUCUGUAACUGACCGCCGCAGCUUCGACUUGAUGCCCCAGCUGCACCAGCUGGUGGCCCACGCCUCCGCUGGCAGAGGAGGCACCAGCACACUAUCCGUCAUCCUACUGGCCAACAAGGUCGACCUGCUGCACCUGAGGCGCGUGGACCCACAGCAGGGUCCCUUGCUGGCAGCCACGCUGGGCUGCGCCUUCUACGAGGUGUCGGCCAGUGAGGACUACAGCCAGGUGCACGGCGCCUUCCACCGGCUGUGCUGCCAGAUUGCCAAGCAGCCGCUUCCCGCGCCACCGCCCGUCCAAACCGCCCCUGCAGAGAAGCGGCGCUCUCCGCUCAUCCCCAGGCCCAAGUCUCCUAACAUGCAGGACCUGAAGAGGCGUUUCAAGCAGGCGCUGUCGGCCAAGGUCAGGACUGUGACCUCUGUGUGAGGAGGAGGACAGCAGGGGGUUGGAGCUACAGGUGGUCCAGGGUGGGCUACAGGAAGAAUGGAAUUUUAGAAGCUUCUCACAUGAAGUCCUGUGCUGGCAGAGACGAGGUAGAGGUGAGGUGUCAUGUCCUGCAGCAGCGAGGAUGCUCAGGAGGUGUUGAGGACAGACACACACACACACAUAGUAAAAGACGUUCUUCUGUUUAGUUGCCUUUAAUGGCUCAAUGGUGGUGCUACCACACACGAGGGGACAUGAUGGACAUGGGAGGUGUAGCAUGGCAGCAUUAUUAUCACUGAUGCACUUUAAACAGCAAGUAACCAAAGGGCCUGUUGUUGUUAUUUAUUAUUUGUUGCCAAUUCACAUGGUUUGUGUUCACAAUAAAAUGAUGAAAUCGAAUUUGCCUGUCUUACCACCAUCAUAUUUACGCUCACUUUGAAUUACCAAUUGUGUUUUAUUAUUGUGUCUAGUUUGCAGUGGCGUACAACCUUUCUGCACCAUCCUCAAAGGUGUUUCUAAUAUUUUGGUUCCCUUUUUUUAUGAGGUUUCAAAUGGUUUAAAAUAAUAAAACACCUCUCGGUGUGUGUGGGUUUUCUCCUGGUACUCCGGUAUUCCUCCCACAUGUCCAA